UCGUCUGCUACACCGCUGUUUUAAAUUUCAGCUUUAGCUUUGGAAUGAGUUUGAGGUUACGUUCAUUUGAGUAGUGAUUCAAGUGAAAUAUUAUCAAAGUAAUUUCACUGUUAUUGGAUGUUUCAUGUACUUAUUCUACUAAUAUGAUAAGAAAAGCACAAACCUCGCAAUGAUAUUGUUGACUUACGAAGAGUAGAAUUUUAAGUUAGUUAAUAAAUAGUGUAUGCCUCGUUUAUUAGGAAAGUGCAGGUAAUAAGGCUGUGGUCAUUUAAUUUACACAAAGUGUCAAUAACUCAUUAAUAAUGAGUAAACGACAGUCGGAAGAUAAUAAUAAACUUACUUAUAGUUUAAAACGUUUCAGAGAAAUCCCAAUAUUUGUUGUAGAAGAUCACAAUGAAGUGCUUCCAUUCAUUUAUAAGUGUAUAGGGUCUAAGCAUUUACCCUUAAUGGGAAACACAUUGUUGCACUUUGAUUCUCACCCAGAUAUGUUGAUACCGCAAGGGAUGAAUGCGGAUACUGUGUUUGAUAAAUAUGAACUAUUUAGUGCAUUAAGUAUUGAAAAUUGGAUCCUCCCUGCAGCAUUUGCCGGACACUUUAGCAAAAUAUUAUGGAUAAAACCUUCUUGGGCGCAUCAAUUAUCAGAAGGAAAUCAUAGAUUUAAAAUUGGGAAAGAAAUAAAGAGUAACGAAAUCAAAGUGACUUGCUUAGAAAAUUAUUUUCUUGGAGAUACUUUGUUUUGUAAAGAAGAAAAUCUUAGUGAUAUUAAAGAGAUAGAGCUUGAAGUUUUCACUUUACCGACUGAUGAAGUGAUUGCCGAAACUAAUGAAAUUAACACUGAAAUAAAUGCAGGCGUAAAUCAAAUCAAAACACUGUUUUCAAGAUUUUUGGAUGAAGGAACUCAAUUCAUUUUGGACAUUGAUCUAGAUUUUUUUAGUACUCGAAACCCUUUUAAAGAACUCUAUAAAAAUGCAGAUUUGUAUGAUGAACUGAAACCAAUAUAUCAGUUGUCUAUACCUGAUAAAACCAAUUUGCAAGCAGUUGAAGAGGCUCUUGAAAUCAGAAAAGCUAAAUUAGAACAGUUGUCAUCCGCAUGGUUGUAUGUUGAGGAACAUGGAAAUCUAGAAGGCUUUAGUGGAGAUUUGGUACCGAUUUUUCAGAUUGAAAUGUUAGUAGACAGAAUAAAAAAUUGUUACAACAGUGUCGACUGGGGAAUGAUUCACGAUGCUGGUUGCACUUGGGAUGAUACAGGGCUGCCCGAGCAUGUUUCCAGUAAGGAAGAGAUCACUAAGAUGAUUGAAGGACAUUUUUCAAGCUUCUUACAAUUGUUACCUGGCUCACCAACUAUUGUUACAAUUUCCAGAUCAAGUGAAGAUGACUAUUGUCCACCAGAAGAUGUUGACUGGAUACAAGAAAAAGUUUUAGAAGUGCUUGAACAUAAAUUUGAAACAACUAAUGUAAUCUUAGAUUAUGAAUGUGACUCGUAAGUAUUAUUAAAUCACAUUCUAAAUAGGUCUGUACAGUGGUAUUAAUUAGUGUUAAUAAAAUGUUAUUUAUCUA
Molecule: messenger RNA, 1557 nt
Organism: Homalodisca vitripennis (glassy-winged sharpshooter)
Lineage: Eukaryota; Metazoa; Arthropoda; Insecta; Hemiptera; Cicadellidae
Gene: MESR6
Product: UPF0489 protein C5orf22 homolog
Exons: 1
Coding region: 303-1484 (393 amino acids)
Source: RefSeq, a predicted model, not a curated record